AUGAACAAUCUGGAGGGUAGUAAUCAGUAUGAAGCUACAACAAGUGGAUCUCCAUCUACAAAUACGGAAAUCAUUGAAGACACAACAGUGGAUAUUCCACAGACUUUCUACUCAUGUAGCACAGGUCCACAACGCAAUUUUGAGGAUAAACUUUCAUGUCCACCUCACCAUUUUCACGAUGAAUCAAGAGAUUGCGUCCGACUGUACAAAGCUGCUUUGGAAGGAGACUGGAAUGAAGCCUACACUAUUAUGCGUACACAAAAUGAAAUUGUCAAGGAACCAAUUAAUAAUAAAUGGGACACUGCUCUUCACAUCGCUGUUGCAGCAAAGCACAAAGACUUUGUGAGAAAUCUACUCGGAGAAAUGUAUAAUAUGAAAAAUCUGGAGGGUAGCAAUCAGGGUGAAGCAGCAACAACUGAAACUCCAUCUACAAAUACCUGGCAGUAA
Molecule: messenger RNA, 447 nt
Organism: Arabis nemorensis
Lineage: Eukaryota; Viridiplantae; Streptophyta; Magnoliopsida; Brassicales; Brassicaceae
Source: the annotation of a GenBank genome assembly